This is a messenger RNA of Staurois parvus, 473 nucleotides long. The record is from the annotation of a GenBank genome assembly. Lineage: Eukaryota; Metazoa; Chordata; Amphibia; Anura; Ranidae.
UGAUCCCCUAUUGCCCGGGGGCCCCAUGAGUUGUCAGUCCGCCCCUGCUUAGGACUAUCUAAGCCCCCCCCGGACCCUGCAUUCAUUAUAUGUGGUCUCCCAGGACCCUGCAUUCACUAUAUCUGGUCUCCCCAGACCCUGCAUUCACUAUAUCUGGUCUCCCCAGACCCUGCAUUCACUAUAUCUGGUCUCCCCGGACCCUGCAUUCACUAUAUCUGGUCUCCCAGGACCCUGCAUUCACUAUAUCUGCUCUCCCCAGACCCUGCAUUCACUAUAUCUGGUCUCCCAGGACCCUACAUUCACUAUAUCUGGUCUCCCCGGACCCUGCAUUCACUAUAUCUGGUCUCCCCGGACCCUGCAUUCACUAUAUCUGGUCUCCCCGGACCCUGCAUUCACUAUAUCUGGUCUCCCCGGACCCUGCAUUCACUAUAUCUGGUCUCCCCAGACCCUGCAUUCACUAUAUCUGGUCUCCC